Postia placenta MAD-698-R-SB12 is the source of this 639-nucleotide messenger RNA. RefSeq lists its product as hypothetical. Lineage: Eukaryota; Fungi; Basidiomycota; Agaricomycetes; Polyporales; Adustoporiaceae. The coding region runs from base 1 to 639 and encodes 212 amino acids. The record is from RefSeq and is a predicted model, not a curated record. The transcript is spliced from 4 exons.
AUGAGCUUUGAUUGCCCAGGCAAGGGUGACGACGCUGACAUACAGACGCGAAUGAUCAUGCAGGUUUGGACUCAGGCAGUCACGGCGAAAGUUGAGCUGGCAUCGCUUACUGCAUACGAGAGCACCAUGUUCUGUGUACGGACACAGAAAUUCCCAAAUACACUUUACAUCUCACCGACAGCCUGGGUCGAUCAAUGCCCGCUCCUGAUGUGGUACUGCUGGCUUGCAGUGGCAGACUCUGUGUAUGACCACAAAGAAUUCCAGUUGCCGGAUCCCAAAACUGAUCAUUGGCCGGGCACUAUGGAAGGAUACGCAGUUGGAGGGAUCAAUAGGGCGCUUGAGUACUCGACAUUUGGCCAACACCAAGAGGCUACCAUGGAACAGCAAAGGCAACCCGAGUCCCGUGAGGCAGCCGUGUUGAUGUAUGGACCGGUGAUGCUGAUCGGGUCUCCAUCACGCAUGAGCACCUGGUCGUCUGCACGGGCACAAGCCGCAAGCAGAAGCCGUCAGUCAAAACGACGUAAGAAAUGCAGACAUGCAGUUGGAGAUGACCACAUGAUAUACGCGUCCGUAGUGGGCCCAGCGUUGCAAGACGAGGCCGCGGACCCGCUCGGCUGGCACCAUGAAUGGCAGGAAUGA